AUGGGUAUCGCUCUUAAAAAUGUGGGAAGAAUAAAAAAACAUGGAAGAAAAUAUCUGGUUUCAAAAAACCCAUAUAUGAGGUUGUUGGUGAAAUUGUAUAAAUUUUUAGCAAGAAGAACGAAUGCUAAUUUUAAUAAAAUAAUAGCUAAAAGGCUUAUUAUGCCUAAACGUUUUAGACCCCCAUUAUCAUUAUCUAAAUUACAAGCUCAUAUGAUGAGACAUCCGGAUAACGUAGCAGUUGUUGUUGGUUCAAUAACGGAUGACAAAAGGCUAUUUAGUUGUAAAAAAUUAAAAGUAUGUGCUCUAAGAUUUACAGAAACAGCUAGAAAAAGAAUUUUAGAUGCUGGUGGUGAAUGUUUAACUUUUGAUCAGUUAGCUUUGAAAUAUCCUACUGGAAAGAGAUGCAUACUUUUAAGAGGUCCAACCAAAGCAAGAACAGCGGAAAAGCAUUUUGGUAAAGCACCAGGUGUUCCAAAAUCUAAAGCAAGACCUUAUGUUCGUUCAAAAGGAAGAAAAUUUGAAAAAGCAAGAGGAAGAAGGAAAUCAAGAGCAUAUAAAGCUUAA
Messenger RNA from Plasmodium gallinaceum, 564 nucleotides. Its product is annotated as 60S ribosomal protein L18-2, putative. NCBI's taxonomy places the organism in Eukaryota, Apicomplexa, Aconoidasida, Haemosporida, Plasmodiidae. The record is from RefSeq and is a predicted model, not a curated record. Gene Ontology annotation, cellular component: cytosolic large ribosomal subunit; ribosome. Bases 1 to 564 code for a protein of 187 amino acids. Gene Ontology annotation, biological process: translation. The transcript is spliced from 3 exons. Gene Ontology annotation, molecular function: structural constituent of ribosome; RNA binding.